GUUGGUGUUGUGAGGAAUAAUGUGACCGCGUUGAACCAGGUCUCAGAUCAGACACGAUCCGGGUUAGACCCGGUCUCAGAUCAGACCCGGUCCAGGUUAGACUUGGACUCUGCAGUCUGAUACUCAUCUGGACUCAUCUCUAGUCCGUGUUUCUUCCGUGAAGCCCGUUAGCUUGCAUGCUAACAGUUAGCAUCACUGCGACAGCUGCUUUACGGCAAACACCUGAUCAAUGCGGAAGAGACAGGAAAGUGCGCAUCAGAAAAAGGGAGCCGAGCGGAGUGAUCGAUAACAAUCAAUAACAGAUAUCAGAAACAUAACUGAUCAGAGCAGGAGAGACAUGAGCCGCGCAGGCGCAGAACUGAGGAUCAUGUUCAGCCCGGGGCGCGUGCAACUGGUUCAGGAGGAGGUGGUGGUCCCGGGUCUUAAGGUCCUGGUUACCGGGGCAACAGGUCUUUUAGGUCGAGCAGUCUGCAGAGAGUUUCAGAACAAUGGCUGGUUGGUCACUGGGACUGGGUACAGGAGGGCUAGGCCCCGCCUCCUCCGCUGUGACCUCACAGACGAGGACGCUGUCAGAGGAUUACUGCAGGAGUACAAGCCUGAUGUGAUCAUCCACUGCGCAGCAGAGAGACGUCCAGAUGUUGUGGAGAGACACACUGAUGCAGCUGUGAAUCUCAACGUGCACGCCACGAGCACGCUCGCCAAGGAGGCAGCUGUGGGCGGGGCCUUCCUCCUCUACAUCAGCACUGACUACGUGUUUGAUGGGAGGAAUCCUCCGUACGGAGAAGACGACAGUCCGAACCCUCUGAAUGUCUACGGACGCAGCAAACUGGAGGGAGAGAGGGAGACACUGCGCCACUGUCCGGGGGCGGUGGUGCUGCGAGUGCCCGUUCUGUUCGGGGAGGUGGAGUCGGUGACGGAGAGCGCCGUCACGUCUCUGUGGUUGAAGGUUCAGGAGGCGACGGAGAGCAGCACCCUGGAUCACUGUCAGCAGAGGUUUCCCACCGAUGCCAGGGAUGUCGCCGCCGUCUGCAGGAAGCUGUCGGAGAGAGCGAGACAGGACCCGUCCAUCAGAGGAGUCUUCCACUUCUCGGCAAAGGAGCAGAUGACUAAAUAUGAAAUGGCCGUCGCCAUCGCUCAGGCCUUCAAGCUUCCGUCCGACCACCUGAUCCCUCUGACAGAGCAGCCAGCGGCAUCAGCUCCUCGUCCAAUCAACAGUCGGUUGAACUGUUCUCGUCUGGAGCUGCUGAACCUGAGUGUUGAACCGCGACCUUUCACCUCUGCCAUCACCGACUGUCUGUGGCCCUUCACCCCGGACAAACGCUGGAGACAGACCGUCUUCCACUGACAGACAGGAGGACAGAGAGACGGGUAGAGAGAGACAGGUGGAGACAGACAGGAGGACAAACAGGUAGAGACAGACAGGUGGACAGAGAGACAGGUAGAGAGACAGACAUGAGGACAGACAGGUGGACAGACAGACAGGUAGAGACAGACAGAUAGACAGAUAUAUACAGCGUGAGAUGAUGAAUCUUGAACCCUGAGUUUCGUCUGCAGGUUCAGUUAGUGAGACCAAACAUUAUAAGAAACGUGUGUGUGUGUGUGUGUGUGUGUGUGUGUGUGUGUGUGUGUGUGUGUGGGUGGUAACUUGUGUAUUUAUUUUUAAUUGUUCUUUGUUGUAAUGUGAGCAGCAGUUGAGCAGCUGCUGGUUUCUAAUGUGACGUCUAUUGUGAUUCUACUGUUGAUGUUGUUCACAUUAAACAUCUGGAACUGA
Messenger RNA from Seriola aureovittata, 1771 nucleotides. It is a transcript of the gene mat2b, whose product is annotated as methionine adenosyltransferase 2 non-catalytic beta subunit. Gene Ontology annotation, molecular function: methionine adenosyltransferase regulator activity. Gene Ontology annotation, biological process: S-adenosylmethionine biosynthetic process. Gene Ontology annotation, cellular component: methionine adenosyltransferase complex. The record is from RefSeq and is a predicted model, not a curated record. Bases 338 to 1345 code for a protein of 335 amino acids. Lineage: Eukaryota; Metazoa; Chordata; Actinopteri; Carangiformes; Carangidae. The transcript has 7 exons.